Messenger RNA from Nicotiana tabacum (common tobacco), 1030 nucleotides. The record is from RefSeq and is a predicted model, not a curated record. NCBI's taxonomy places the organism in Eukaryota, Viridiplantae, Streptophyta, Magnoliopsida, Solanales, Solanaceae.
CCUCAGCUGCCAAGUCAUUUUUCUGCAACCCUCAGCAAAAUAAGUUCUCGAGUCUUAAAACUACAGCAGCUGCCAUUCUCAAAAACUACUUCUCGAGCUUGGAAUCAAUUCUUCAUGAGUUUAUGCAGUUUUGUUCCAUUACCUGCAAGAGGAAGGUCUAAUGGAAACCACCUCUCUACCUACACAAGGUAGGGGUAAGGUUUGUGUACACCCUCCCCGAACCCCACUUGUGGGAAUACGCUGGAUCCGAUUUUUGAAAAUAUGACGUUGCUGAAGAGGUAUGUGUUGAGAUUGUUCAUAUCAUUGAAGUACAUCACUGCAAAUGUGGUAGACAGAAACAACGGACGAAUAGUAGCAACAGCAUCAACAGUAGAACAUUCAAUGAAACAGUCACUGGAGUGCGGUAGAACUUGCAAUGCAAAGGCUGCAGCAGUUGUAGGAGAAGUGUUGGCAAUGCGUCUCAAAGUGGAGGGUCUUGAUCAGGGACAAGGAAACGGGAUCCAUGUCAAUGUAAAUAAGGAGGUUGAGAAGAAAGGUUUCAAGAAUCAGACAAAAGUUUGGGCUAUAGUUAACGGUCUUAAGAACAAUGGAGUAAAACUUAUUUUGGAUGACAAUGAAAAUGAUAGUUCUCACCCCAGCUACCACUAAACGAUCCCCUCUUGCACAUUCUUAAGGCUAUUAUCUCAAUAGCAAGAGUUGAAGAAGAUGGGAGUGAUGUGCCUGGUUAUAGAGAUGACGAGAAGGGACAGAAUAAGACUAACAGGUGCUCGAAAUGGUUAGCUGGAAACAGGUUUAAGGCAAAAUUUUCAUGUUCUUCCGGGCUUAAGUUGGGGAAAAAUGGACACAAAAACCGGAUAUGUCAUCUCUCUCUUUAUCUCGCUACUGUUUUUACCAGUUUGUUCAGCGUCUAUCUAAAGUUCUGUCUUUAAGUUAGCUUAACUCAAAGAAAUUGUUGUAUCCAGUGUUAGAAUUUGUGUUGUAAAUUUGUACAUUAAAUCAUUAUUGGGACAAUAGGUGGCCUUAUUUUGCA